AUGGUGCCCGACCAUCUGUACGAGAAGGUGCAGCCGAUUCUGCAGGACGACGCGCUGGACGAGGAGGACAAGACCGACAAGCUGGAGGAGCUGCUGCGCAAGGAAACGGGCCUCACAGGCAAGUCGCUGGAGAACGUCGUCCUGGACUGUCUGUGGCGCUAUCGCGACUCCGGCAGCGCGUCCAGCUCUCCACCGCCCAGCCGUCACACCAUCAUCCGCCGUCCCUCGCCCGCGCCCUGGCAGCAGAACCGCGCGCCCACCCCCGUAAACCACUCGCCGCGCAUCAUAAACCCACCGCCGGGCUUUGGCAUCGCGCCGCCAGCCUUCACCCGCGCAAAAUCCCAUACUGGAACUGCGUCACCGUUUACCUCGCCGCGGCCGUCGCCGCGCCUGGCCUUUGCGACGCCCCAUAUCCCGCACAGUCCCAGUCUCAGCGCAUAUCAGUUCAGCGAGGGUACCAGUCCGAACAACGAGUACGGAGAUCUCGACAGUCAUUCUGUGGACUGGCUCGUGAACGGCGACUCGGGCAGCACCGAGUCAUCGUUGCUUGGAGAUGGCACGCUCAAUGGCGCGGCCGCAGAGUGGAUCCAGCCCCAGACAAUGGACAUGGGGCCGUACGACAUGCUGCGCUCCGUCCUGGGGAACGAAAGAACAGACGACGAGAUCGAGGUGGCCCUGGAAGCCAAUGGCUACGAUCUCACUGCUGCCUUGCUUGCUCUGAUGAGCGGGCAGAACGGACAAGUCCCGGCCGCCACCACACCAAUGGGCAGCGAGUCUGGGUAUCUGAUUGGAAAGUCGAUGAGCCCUGCUUUUAGACCGGCGACGCCUGUUGGACAGCAGAAGAGCAACAUCGUAUGCAAGUACUUCUUGUCCACGGGACACUGUGCUAGGGCAGACUGCAGGUUCAGCCAUGACACUACGAAGACGCUAUGCAAGUACUUUUUGAACGGGAAUUGCCUCGCUGGCGAUACCUGCUUAUUCUCCCACGAUCCAUCAGCGCUACUGGCGCGCAUGGCCGUCUCAGAUGUCUCGACACCGCCGCUGCAAGCAGCUGUACCGCAUCUCCACAUGUCCGAUUUCGAUGUGUUCCCUUCUCUCCAAGGAUCUGACUCUCCGUAUGGCACACCACAACCUUCUUCGCUGGAGCAACUCUACGGCUUGACGGGAAGCGGCCACACACGGCCUCCGCCUGGCCUCAGCCCUUUCCCAGUCUUCACACCUGGAGCAGGUAGCCGUCCACAGUCACGAACUGGCAGCCGUCAAGUCUCACGCGCCACAACCCCCUCCGUCCUUGCCGUCGAUGACAAUGAGGCUUUUCCAAGUCUUGGAUCCGCUGCUGCUGCAAAGACGGGCAAACGACAUCAUGGCAAGCGAGGCGGUCAUGGCCACAAGGACGCCGUGGUGUCGAGCAAUCUGGCGGAUGUUGUACGCAUGUCGCCAGCACCAGCACCAGCACCAGCACCAGCACCAGCAUCACCUGUUCCAGCGCGCAAAGGACUCAAGACUGCUAAGAGUUUCACUGGGUCCCGCGAGAACAGUGCUGCUGCUCAGUCGAUUCCUGCACCACAGCACAUUCCAUGGCUGGAGACGGGUGAGAAGGGGAACCAAGCAUAUCUCAAGGCUCGUGCGGAAGCUUUCAAGCAUGGUAGCCUAAGGAACAAGUUCCUGCAAAGCGCUGCACAAGCUUGGAAUCGCAGUGAUUCUCGUGCUGCCAAGGCCCUCAGUCUGAGAGGACAAAGUGAGAACAACCUGAUGCGCGAAGCACAUCGGGAGGCUGCACGCAUACUCUACGAGGAGCGGAACAAAGCCAACGAUGACUCGAAAGAGUUGUAUGUUGAUCUACACGGACUCCACCCAGACGAAUCGGUAUCCUAUCUCGAAGGCAUCCUCCUCAAACACAGCACCCUCUCUCGCCCUGUCUACGCCAUCACCGGCACCGGCCACCACUCCAAGAACGGCAAAGACAAAGUGGGGAAAGCCAUCCGCGGCUUCCUCAACGAAUGGCGCUACGCAUUCCGCGAGUUUUCUGUCCCUGGAGACCGCAAUAACGUCGGUGGCAUACUUGGUAUCGACCCAAGCAGCUAUGAUAAGAGCGUUGCUGAGCGGCCUAAGGAGAGCGAAGAGUCGGUAGAAGAUGGGAAGAAGGAUAACAAGAUUAGGAUCAUGAAGAGAGAAGAGGUUUUAGACGCACCGAAAGGGCCGAAGCGCGCUGCUUGA
Messenger RNA from Macroventuria anomochaeta, 2217 nucleotides. RefSeq lists its product as uncharacterized. Gene Ontology annotation, cellular component: nucleus. The transcript is spliced from 4 exons. Gene Ontology annotation, molecular function: metal ion binding; RNA binding. The record is from RefSeq and is a predicted model, not a curated record. Gene Ontology annotation, biological process: negative regulation of DNA-templated transcription. Bases 1 to 2217 code for a protein of 738 amino acids. Lineage: Eukaryota; Fungi; Ascomycota; Dothideomycetes; Pleosporales; Didymellaceae.